AAGAGAUUAAAUUCAGGUGUAUCACUGCCACACAUAGUCCAGAGAAGAGCAGAGCAAUCUCCAGAGUGUCCAUCAGUUGGAAGAUUAUGGAAAAAAAUCAGCAGCCAACGUCUGAUCAACCAAAGAGGCGAAAGAUAAGCACUGUGGAUCAAGACUUUUUCUGCAUGGCCAACAGCACUGAGAACGGCAGCGCAGCCAUGGCGAGGACAGACAUCCUGGUGUCAUCAGACUACUUUAUGGCUGUAGCCGUCCUGUCAGCCCAAAGGAGCAAAGACCCAAGCACACAGGUGGGGGCCUGUAUAGUGAACCAGGAGAAUAAGGUAGUUGGCGUUGGUAACAAUGGCAUGCCCAACGGCUGUGAUGAUGCCCAGCUGCCGUGGGCCCGCUCUGCUGCUGACCCGCUUAAAACUAAAUACCUUUACGUGUGCCACGCAGAGCUGAAUGCCAUCAUGAACAAGAACAGCGCUGACCUGAGAGGCUGCACCAUUUAUGUGACUUUGUUCCCCUGCAACGAGUGUGCCAAGCUCAUCAUCCAGGCUGGAAUAAAGGAAGUGGUCUAUCUUUCUGAUAAGUACCAUGACUCAAAAGAGACGGUCGCUUCCAAAAAACUGCUCAGUGCGGCACGCAUACAAUGCAGGAUGUUCGAGCCCACCAGGGAUGAGGUUGUGAUUCCAUUAACCACCCCUGAAAACUGACCAGCGUGACCAAGUGAAAAUGUAAAAGGCUCACCUUGGGGCGCUGCUGAAUGAGGCGGGAAGUAGAAGGAGACUGACACGAUUGAAAGGCACUUUGAUGCCUCUUUUCUGUAUGUCUUCUUGCCCCCUGCCUUGUCCAAAGGAAACCUCAAGGAUACCUCAAGAUAGUUUAAUUUGACGCUUUCGCUCUUUGUGGAUGGUUGUGGCAUGCUGCUUUCACACUUUUAUUUCCUUUUAAAACUCCCUUUGGAGUGGGACAGGUGUACACAAGGGCUCUGAACACACUUUCUUGAGUGUUUGAUUUUAAAAUCUUUUGUGUUGUGAAUCAGAUCUCCAAACUCAUGGCUGUCUGCACAGGGGAGAACCAGAAUCUGUUUGAUUCCUCCUUCAAACAAGGUUCCAGAUUAAUAAAGAGGCACCUUAACAUUUACUGCAUUUGACCUUUCCCAUUCAAAGUGAAAGCUGCUCUCAGUAAAUCAGUCUUUAUGCAAUUUGGUUCAUCAAACCUGUCUGCAGAAAGUAGCCACUAUGUAGCCUGGGGUUUUUACUGCUGAUUGCAUUUCUUCUUUUGAUGCUCUAAUAGGUAUCAGCCGUACUGGCAAGUAAAUAUAGAAAAUAUAUUUUAACAAAGAUGUAACAAUGACUUAACCUGGAAAUCCAGACUCAAAUCUAGAAAGAUUCUGAGUCUGGCCCUCACCGAUACACCCUUCCUACCCAAGGGGCGGCACUAACUGAGGCAUAUUAAAUGCUGCUGCACACAAUUGGAUAACACGAUGGCCAAUCAGAGCAAAAAACAAGGCAUGUUUAUUGUACUAAGCCCCAUUUGUUUGCCGACCAGUGGGGCUAACUGAUAUAUUAUGCUUUUGCCGUUUCUUCCAAAGCUAAAUUGAAUGCUGCCAUCUUGGCUGUUUACUUUUCGACUCCUACAGCGCAGCGCUGUCGUCAUCACGUUACACCCGCCUCGGUCAGAUAGAGUGAUUUGAUUGGUCCGGUUGCAAUUCACCGGGUUCUGCUCAACGGGGCCAGAUUCCUGUGCAGUGCAAAUUUGAAUUAGCUAUGGGCGGGGCAUCUGGAUUUCCAGGUUAACAAUGACUCUCAGCAUGGACGCUACAAAGAGGAUGUGUUGUAUUGCUCAGUGUAUAAACAACACAUUAAUAACAGUUUGAAGCUUUUAUUACAAAGUGAUUUUUAUUUUGCACUUUCACUAAAACUAAUGAAUUGCUUUACUUGAGUAAUGCUAAUAAAUACUUUAUCUAAUUUAGGUUGCUCUACAUGAAUAAAGUGAUGGUUAUAACCUAAUACCAUCUUACAAAUUACAGUCAGGCAAAAAAAUGACAUGCAAUACGUGAAUUUAAAAAAAGUUUUGCCAUCAACUGAACUUUUUUUUGUUUGUGUGUUUCUGCAUUUAUGACCUCAGCUUGGCAGCUCGUAUGCCAGAAUUUGUCCCAACUUUCCAUGUUGUUACUGCAAUUUGAGGGGGUGUUCACAUGAAUAUUCCCAGUUGGGAAAAAAUUUUUUUUGAUUAUUCCACCACCUCAUGAAUGCAGGGCAACACCUAUUGUAACUUUAUUCCAUCAAAGCUAACAAAAUAAUUGCUUCUAUUGAAAACAAAAUGACACCACUUUGCCAGAUUAGAAGGACUGGUGGAGCUUCUUUGUGAGUGGCACAAUUAUUCCAACAUCAGCACUGUCCUCUUAUUGUUACACAUUAUAUAUGUUACUGUACGCUUAUGGGUUUUCAAAAAUAUUCCUUGUAGGGCAUAUGGGAUAUGGAUCUUAGUUUUAAUGACCAAUUUACUUUUUUUUUCUCCAAAAGAUGUUGCAGUCUUUAGUGGGACAAAGUUUCUGUGUGUCUGUUUCAACUGUAGUAAGACAAGGCUGCAUAUUCUCAUAUAACACUAUAUUUACUCUGGUUUCUUUCAUGGUACCAAACAGCCCACUCGCCUGAAGGCAAUCUUGGCAUUGUACAUUACAUUUGCACAUUAUUAUAUAGUUGUUACGUUUAAACUUUAAAAACGGUAAUGGGUCGUUACAAAACACCCACAUUUGGUGCGUAAAAAGCUGCUGGAAACACGCUAAAUUAAGUGCAAGUAAAUUAAGUGUUGUUGUGCCCAAAUCUAACGACACACAAACCUCAGCGUUGUUGAAAUGUUAAGUUUCAACAUAUUCAAUACAUAAUGUGCAAAUUUAAUGUAUCUGUGGUUUGCAGAAAUGCAAGAUGCCAACAUUUAUUCUAGUGUUUGGGAUGCAUAUAAAGGCUUUUAAAAAUACCUAUUUGUGGCUCAUGAUACUACAUUGUUUUCAAGACUACCUGUCAUUAAGAUGAGAACAGCUGAUUCUUUUUGUCAUAUUGUCUAAUAUGCUGUACAAGUGUAUGAAAGCUAGUCAUUCCUUCAUAAUCUGUCUGUGUAAUGAAUCAAUGUGCAUGACCAGAAAGCACUUGUCAGUUCUGUGACUUCAUACCAUCAUGUCCGCUGUGAGUGCAGCUGAAGUCAAUAAAACUUUUGGGCCACA
This is a messenger RNA of Epinephelus fuscoguttatus (brown-marbled grouper), 3208 nucleotides long. Its product is annotated as deoxycytidylate deaminase-like. Gene Ontology annotation, molecular function: dCMP deaminase activity; zinc ion binding. The transcript is spliced from 7 exons. Gene Ontology annotation, cellular component: cytoplasm. The record is from RefSeq and is a predicted model, not a curated record. The coding region runs from base 87 to 695 and encodes 202 amino acids. NCBI's taxonomy places the organism in Eukaryota, Metazoa, Chordata, Actinopteri, Perciformes, Serranidae. Gene Ontology annotation, biological process: dTMP biosynthetic process; dUMP biosynthetic process.